AUGCCCAAGAGAAAGGCUGAAGGGGAAGCUAAAGGAGAUAAAGCCCAGGCAAAGGACGAACCACAGAGAAGAUCCGCAAGGCUGUCUGGUAACCCUGCUCCUCCAAAGCUAGAGCCCCAGCCUAAAAAGGCCCCGGCAAAGAAGGGAGAGAAAGCACCCAACGGGGAAAAGGGAAAAGCUGAUUCUGGCAAGGAGGGAAAUAACUCUGCAAAAAAUGGAAACGCCAACACAGACCAGGCACAGAAAGCUGCAGGUGCUGGAGAUGCCAAGUGA
Nycticebus coucang (slow loris) is the source of this 273-nucleotide messenger RNA. Its product is annotated as non-histone chromosomal protein HMG-17-like. The transcript has a single exon. Gene Ontology annotation, cellular component: chromatin; nucleus. Gene Ontology annotation, biological process: chromatin organization. NCBI's taxonomy places the organism in Eukaryota, Metazoa, Chordata, Mammalia, Primates, Lorisidae. Gene Ontology annotation, molecular function: nucleosomal DNA binding. Bases 1 to 273 code for a protein of 90 amino acids. The record is from RefSeq and is a predicted model, not a curated record.